AUGGCAAAGAAUUCACCGCGCAGACUAAGACAUCCACGGUCUCAAGGGCUUGUUGAGCGUGGAAACGCAACUCUAUGUGAUAUACUGGGAAAGUUUUUGCAUGAUCGAGGGACCGAUCACUGGAUCCAAUGUUUAGGUGCUGUUAUGUAUUCAAUGAACACAAGUUUAGCACGGGGUGUUGACACAGUUCCUUUUGAAAUUGUGUUCGGUCAGAAACCAAGAGUUGAUUUAGCCUUCAUCUGCUACAAUUCACAUUUAAGUACAUCUAAUAAAACCGAUGAUCUUAUUAAACAGCCACAUUUUGAUGAAUCUAGUCGAGCAAAUCUUGGUUCUCAAAAUUCACAACAUAUGUCCAUCAGAGAUAGAGCUGCUGAGGUAUAUUUAGCCAAUGCUAACAAACGAAUAACAGCUCAUAAUCGGUGCGUUCAACACUUAUCGGAAAAUUGUGCUGUUGGUGAUUUUAUUGGAGUCAAGAUAGAUAAAGUUGACAGAACCAGUACCGAUCCAAAACCCUUACCGUGUGUUAUUAUUCAUAAAAAGCAUCAUGCCGUUAAAGUUGCAUGUGUAAAUGGAAUAAUCGAUCAAUGGUGGCCUUUAGAAUCAUUAGUUCGUUUAACUGCGGUGCCUCAAG
Didymodactylos carnosus is the source of this 631-nucleotide messenger RNA. The record is from the annotation of a GenBank genome assembly. Lineage: Eukaryota; Metazoa; Rotifera; Eurotatoria; Philodinida; Philodinidae.